AUGACUGACGUCAAUAAAUACUCAGCGGGAAUGGAGCGUCUCAGCGCUAUCUCCAGUAUUCGCCGCAACACGGAGGAUCCGUUAUAUUCUAGCUACAAAACACCGCCAAAGGAAUCUAUUCCCGACAUGGAGAAUGGAGCACUCCGUGAAGGAAAACAACAAAAGCUGCUGUCCAAAGAAUGUAUCGGACUAUUGGCUCAGUAUGCAGGUGUUGGUUUCCUUGCAGGUAUCAUUCCUGGUGUCAUCUACCCCGUGCUCCAGGGAUACCUGAACGCAGAGGGAACUAUUUUCGUAUCUGCGACUGUACUCGUACAGAUUCCGUGGUGCUACAAGAUAUUUUUUGGCGUGAUCAGUGACUGCUUUCCAAUCAUGGGCUAUCGUCGUCGUCCAUAUAUGGUUAUUGGCUGGGUGUUCUGCGUCACGAUUCUUUUCAUCAUGGCUGCGAUGACUAUCCCUGAUCCAUAUUACGGAGACGCUGCAAUGCGCGCCGUUGAUGAAAAAGAUUGGACAGAAGACCAGAUUGCCAGCAUUAACGCAGAUGCCCCGAACUCAGCAGGCAAGUACGUAGUCUCCAUGAUGCUAGCGUCGUUCGGCUAUUUGAUCUGCGAGGUAGCUGCCGAUGCUAUGGUUGUCGAAUACGCACAGCGCGAGCCUAUUGAACAACGUGGCCGUGUCCAGACUGCUGUCUAUGCUGUCAAGACUUCGUUCACUGCAGUUGGUGCCGCCGUUAUUGCUUUCUUCAUGAAUGGGGAAGAGUAUGCCGGAAGCUUCGAUUUCUCGCUUACUUUCCAGCAGCUUAUGCUCAUGUCAGGCAUUGUCUGCGUCCCUCUGGUCUUUGUAUCUUGGUUCCUCCUGCACGAAGAACGAGUAGUUGCGAGGCCGACGUUCGUCAAGUACAUGGCAUUGUUCUGGGGCAUGCUGCAGCAACGUGCGAUCUACCAGAUCGUGGCGUACAAGUUUUUCUCUGGCGUUUUCAAUAGCUUCAAUAUCGUGUCUUCCAGCAACAUCAAGCUGUAUUGGGUCCACGCCACACCUUUUAACAACAGUGUGAUGACCAUUGUGGGCACAAUUUUCUAUGCCGUGACGCUAGCCCUCACAGGCAAGUACGGUCUCAACUGGAAUUGGCGUACAAUUAUCAUUAUCACCAUGUGUGGUGCUCUGUCCGUCGAUGCGUUUAUGACCAUGUUGACUGUUUGGGACGUUGUUCGCAACCAAUGGUUCUGGCUCGGUGUGCCGAUGAUCGAGUAUCUUCCCGAUGGCGUUCGCUUCAUGAUUGCCACCUAUGUGGUGGUAGAGCUGGCUGAACCUGGGCACGAAGGUGCGUUGUAUGGCGUGCUAACUGCCACAACCAACCUUACCAUGCCAUUCGGUCGUUCCGUGGCCAAGCUCGUGAACGCUCAGUUCCAUGUCUGGCUGAAAAACAUUCAGGACGACACGUACAUCGUGCGGCGUGACGUGACUAUCACGAUUUGGAUUUGCUACGGCAUGAAGUUAUUGUCAUUGGCAUUUUUGCCGCUGCUGCCUCGUCAGAAAGCUGAGACGCAGGAACUAAAGCGCACGGGCGGGUCUAGCCGAGUUAUGGGUAUCAUCACGGUGAUCUACCUGACAUUUGCCAUUAUGUGGGCAACGCUAGUAAAUCUUUUGUCAAUGUACAAGACCACGAUGUGCUGGAAGAUCACGGGUGGUUGUGCACCAGUGCCCACGUAG
Molecule: messenger RNA, 1707 nt
Organism: Peronospora farinosa
Lineage: Eukaryota; Oomycota; Peronosporomycetes; Peronosporales; Peronosporaceae
Source: the annotation of a GenBank genome assembly